Fusarium sp. VM40 is the source of this 1674-nucleotide messenger RNA. NCBI's taxonomy places the organism in Eukaryota, Fungi, Ascomycota, Sordariomycetes, Hypocreales, Nectriaceae. The record is from the annotation of a GenBank genome assembly.
AUGCCUAUGGCUUUACGUCCUUCAGCCAACCAAGAAAGGCCGGACGCUGGCGAGCUUGGCACCCCCACCGCAGAUUGCCUUGAAAAGCAUAAGGAAUCCGGUUGUGAAGAUGAGCUGGAGUACCUAACAGGAUGGAAACUUUUCCUUACAUUUUUGGCUCUUUGCUUGACUGUGUUCCUCGUCGCUCUGGACCAAACCAUUAUCGCAACUGCUAUUCCUACGAUUACAUCCCAAUUCCAUAGCAUCAAGGACGUUGGCUGGUACGGCAGUGCCUAUCUCCUGACAACAUGCAGCUUUCAGCUUUUCUUUGGAAAACUCUACACCCUCCUUUCUAUUAAGUGGACCUUUUCUGGGGCCGUACUUAUCUUCGAAAUCGGGUCUGCUAUUUGCGGUGCCAGCCCCAGUUCUGUUGUUCUGAUAGUCGGACGGGCUAUAGCAGGAAUCGGCGGAGCAGGCAUCUUUUCUGGCGCCCUGAUCAUCGUCGGCAAAUCGAUUCCAUUGGCUAAGCGGCCGGCUUUCACCGGCAUUAUCGGCGCUGUCUGGGGAAUUGCAAGUGUGGUCGGCCCAUUGUUGGGUGGCGCGUUCACGAGUCAUGCGUCGUGGCGAUGGUGUUUCUACAUCAAUCUGCCCAUUGGCGCGGUAGCAAUUGUGUUCAUAAUACUGUUCCUGAAGUCACCUCCUGCGCUCGGCGUAAAGUCUGAGGGGUGGAUGGAUACUGUCUUACAAUUCGACCCUAUUGGAAGUGUAUUCUUCAUCGCAAGCAUCAUUUGCCUCCUGCUCGCUCUGCAAUGGGGAGGUAGCACUUAUUCAUGGAGUGAUGGCCGCGAAAUUGCCCUGUUGACGCUUUUUGGCUUGCUGAUAAUAAGCUGGACGAUUACUCAAUGGAAGAUGGGAGACAAUGCCACAGUCCCAUUACGCAUCGCACGGCAGCGUACAGUGGCCUUCUCGACAUUUUAUAUCUUUUUCGCCAGUGCAUCUUUUGUCCUCAACAUCUACUAUCUACCCAUUUGGUUUCAAGCCAUCAAAGGCGACAAUGCUGCGGAGUCCGGCAUUCAUAACCUUCCUACAGUUCUUAGCGUUGUGGUCUUUGCCAUCGGAGGUGGCGUGGGAGUGACUGCUAUUGGAUACUACACACCGUUCAUGAUUGCAGGCUCUUUAAUCAUGGCAGUGGGGGCGGGAUUACUCCUCUUGUUCAAAGUGGACACUCCCAUAGCGAUGUGGCUAGGAUUUCAGAUUAUAUUUGGUGCUGGUGCAGGCAUCGGUCUCGAGUUACCAAACAUUGCCGUCCAGACAGUUCUCUCGGAAAAUGAUAUGUCCGCUGGCACAUCUCUUAUCGUAUUCGCGCGUUCUCUUGGUGGCGCUAUAUUUGUAAGUGCUGGACAAAAUGUCUUUAACAGCCAUAUAAUAUCGGGUGCGCGAAGCCAUGUUCAAGAACUCGACCCCUCUGUUAUCUUGCGCUCUGGGGCUACAGAUCUGCAGGAGACAAUUAAAGCAGCUGUGCCGAAUAACGGAGAUAUCGUGACAAAGGUGGUUCAGAUCUACAACGACGCUAUUGUCCAAACCUUCGUUGUGGCCCUGGUGCUGGCUUGUAUCUCUAUCAUGGGCGCCUUUGGUGUUGAGUGGCGCAGUAUCAAGAAACAAAAAGCCUCCCAGAGAUCAAACCCUCAUGAAUGA